GCUUUAUUUAUUCUCUAUACAAAUAUUUUCAGAGAGAGAGAGAGAGAGAGCACUUUGUUUUAGAUAAAUGGUUUUUUCUUCUAACAGGUUCUGCAGCUAAAAAACAAAAGACCCCAGUUUCAAAAUGGAGGGAAGCCAAGAGAUUUUGGGAUAUGAUUAUUCAUUUGUUUCCCAAUGAUUGAGUUGUCUAGCACCAAGAGAAACUUGUAUAAAUCUCUCUUGAGUGAGAAAGGGGAUUGAUCUAGAGAGAGAGAAAAAAAAAAAAAAUGAAGUCCAUGAGUGAUCAUGACAAUAACAAUGACAACAAUAGCAACUGGUUGGGCUUCUCUCUCUCUCCUCACAUGGAUGUUCCUAGCUCAGACCACCACCCUCAUCCUCCCUCGUCUAAUGCUGUUUCUAGUGCAAUUCCAACAACUUUCUUCCAUUCCCCACCUCAUUUCAACUAUUCUGGCAUCUAUUAUGGAGCUCAAGAUGGUGAAAAUGGUGGCUUUUACUCUCCCUUAACUGUCAUGCCACUCAAGUCUGAUGGCUCAGUCUGCAUGAUGGAAGCUCUCUCCAGUACCUCACAACUACAAGGGAUGGUAACAAAUGCAACUCCAAAACUGGAGGACUUCUUUGGUGCAACAAUGGGGACCCAUCACUAUGACAACCAUGACAGAGAAGCUAUGGCUCUCAGCUUAGACAGCAUGUACUACCACCAAACCCCAAAUCAUGAAGCUAACAGUCAAAAUCUCUUAAACCAUCUUCAACACAGCUCCAAUACUCAGCAACAACACCACCAAAAUCAAAAUCAAGUCCAACAAUACUCAUAUUUUUGCCAAACACCACUAGAGGGUGAGACUCAGAAAACACAGCUCCCAACAAUGGCAGAUGAUGAAAUGAAGAACUGGGUUUCAAGGAACUACCCAAAUGGCCAGGGAUUCGAUAUUGGGGACAAUGGGGGAGAAUCUGGGACGAUUGGUGUAAUGACCUAUGGGGAUUUGCAGUCUCUGAGCUUAUCCAUGAGUCCUGGUUCACAAUCAAGCUGUGUUACUGGCUCACAGCAGAUUUCACCUACUGUGACUGACUGUGUGGCCAGGGAAACAAAGAAGAGAGGGUCUGAAAAGGUGGAUCAGAAGCCAAUUGUUCAUAGAAAGUCCAUUGACACAUUUGGGCAGAGAACCUCACAGUACAGAGGUGUCACAAGGCAUAGAUGGACUGGUAGAUAUGAAGCCCAUCUCUGGGACAACAGUUGCAAGAAAGAAGGCCAAAGCAGGAAAGGAAGGCAAGUUUAUCUGGGAGGUUAUGAUAUGGAAGAAAAAGCUGCAAGAGCUUAUGAUUUAGCAGCACUUAAGUAUUGGGGACCUUCCACUCAUAUCAAUUUCCCGUUGGAAAAUUAUCAACAACAACUUGAAGAAAUGAAGAACAUGACCAGACAGGAAUAUGUUGCUCACUUGAGAAGGAAAAGCAGUGGAUUUUCAAGGGGGGCUUCAAUAUACAGAGGAGUAACAAGCAGACAUCAUCAACAUGGUCGAUGGCAAGCUAGGAUCGGCCGAGUAGCAGGAAAUAAGGACCUUUACCUUGGAACAUUCAGCACUCAAGAGGAAGCUGCUGAGGCCUAUGACAUAGCAGCAAUCAAAUUUCGCGGGGUGAAUGCAGUAACCAACUUUGACAUAUCAAGGUAUAAUGUGGAACGAAUCAUGGAAAGCAGUACCCUCAUUGCCGGGGAAAUGGCUAGGCGAAACAAUGGAAUAGUAUCCAGUAAUGAGGUCUCUAAUCACCACCCUUCAACUCAAUACCACCAUGGGGAAGCCAAUCUCUUGAAAGAGAACAAUGGAAGUGAAUCGGAUUGGCGAAUGGUCCUCCGUCAGUCCUCUCAACCCGAUGAGAAACAGGGUAGUGUUGAAAAUUACAAGAGCACAUCCUUCACAGUUGCAGCACAUGAUUUGAUCGGGAUCAAUUCAAUGAGCUCAGUUCAGCAAGAGGUGGAUGACUCAGCCAAGACCGCGACUCACCUGUUGAAUGCCUCUUCCUUAUUGACAAGCUUAAACAGCUCAAGAGAAGGCAGCCCUGAUAAGAACAGCUUGCCACUGCUGAUUGCAACAACCCCAUCACCAUCCAAGUUCUUUGCUAGCUCCACAAGCAGUGCCAAUUCUUGGAUCUCAUCAGCCCAGCUGAGGCCUUCGUUGUCCAUGCCUCGUGUGCCAGUUUUUGCUGCUUGGACUGAUGCAUCAUAAUUUUCAUCUUCUCUUCUUGGUAAAAAAGUUUAAUGCGGAGAGACAGAUUGGUUUGGCUUUUUUUUUACCCCCUAAAAGCUGUUUCUCAACAUGGCAUUAUCCAGUUGCCUAAUUGGUAAAGCGUUGAGCUCCCCGAACAUGUAUGCCCGUGUUCAAGUCCCCUGCCCUAAUUUCCCGGAAAAAGAAAAUGAAAAAAAGAAGCUGUUUCUGGACAAGGUAAUUCAAGAUGUUAAAACUCUAUCCUUUUAGCUGCUUAUCUUAUGUAAGAUCUUGGAAGAAUUGGAGGGAGGAUUUAAAGACGAAUGAUGGUUCAAGUUCAUUAGAUUAUGGGGUGACACAAUUCAUAAUCAAAAUUAGCUUUUACUGGUCCCAUUAAGUACACAAGUAGGUCAUGAGUGUUUCUCAAUAAUGCAAAGAUGGUGUUUAAUUGCUUUGAGCAUUUUGACCACAUCUUUGAUGAUCAUCAGUUCACCAUGUAGUUUUCUAUCUCUACAUCAUCAUUACCAUAUUUCUUCUUUAUCAAA
Messenger RNA from Cornus florida, 2740 nucleotides. Its product is annotated as AP2-like ethylene-responsive transcription factor ANT. The coding region runs from base 267 to 2216 and encodes 649 amino acids. Gene Ontology annotation, biological process: regulation of DNA-templated transcription. Lineage: Eukaryota; Viridiplantae; Streptophyta; Magnoliopsida; Cornales; Cornaceae. The record is from RefSeq and is a predicted model, not a curated record. Gene Ontology annotation, molecular function: DNA-binding transcription factor activity; DNA binding. The transcript is spliced from 9 exons.